Staurois parvus is the source of this 334-nucleotide messenger RNA. The record is from the annotation of a GenBank genome assembly. NCBI's taxonomy places the organism in Eukaryota, Metazoa, Chordata, Amphibia, Anura, Ranidae.
AUGCAGACUGCUUCUACAAACAUUUGGGAAAGAAUGUGCAAUAAGCCCAUCCGUGAAAUUUCCUUGCUACUAAAUAUUCCACAGUCAAUUGUUAGUGCCAUUAUAACAAAGUGGAAGCAACUGGGAAUAGCAGCAACUCAGCCACAAAGUGGUAGGUCACUUAAAAAGAGAGUGGGGUCAGUGCAUGCUGAAUCGCACAGUGCGUAGAAGUCACCAACUGUCUGCAGAGUCAAUAACUAAAGACCUCCAAACUUCAUCUGGCCUUCAGAUUAGCACAACAGUGCGUAGAGAGCUUGAUGGAAUAGGUUUUCAUGGCCGAGAAGCUGCAUCCAAG